Messenger RNA from Lachancea mirantina, 474 nucleotides. The record is from the annotation of a GenBank genome assembly. Lineage: Eukaryota; Fungi; Ascomycota; Saccharomycetes; Saccharomycetales; Saccharomycetaceae.
AUGGGUUUCGAGGAUUUGGAUGAGCUAGAGAGGCUUUUAAACCAUCUCCAACGAGUUUCUGCUGGGAAGCAACCGCUUUUUAAUACAGUGGUUUUAAACUCUGAAGAAAUACGGCGGUGCAGUGAAAAUUUGUGGAGUACGAGUGGGACAGAGAAAUUUAAAACGCUUUUAGAUUUGGGGAAUGUGCUUUCAAAGCCUUUAAAAUCGGAUGCCGCGCUAUACCAAGUGUUAGAAAAGCUAAACAUUUUGCUUACGAAAGGGCAGGAGGGACCCGCAAUGGUCGUGAUAGAUCCGCUGCUUUUGACCAUCGCGGUCCUGGAAAUCCUGCUAACAGUUUGCCAGAGUCUUAGUAAUAAUGCUGAGGUAUCGAAGGUACGACGUUCUAUAGAAAUCUCGAUCAUCAAAUGCAUUAGAGUACACUUCAUCCGGCAGUACGCCGACCUUCUGUGGGAAUUGGCAAAAUCAAAAAUUUAA